Messenger RNA from Hymenoscyphus albidus, 846 nucleotides. NCBI's taxonomy places the organism in Eukaryota, Fungi, Ascomycota, Leotiomycetes, Helotiales, Helotiaceae. The record is from the annotation of a GenBank genome assembly.
AUGACUGGUGUGGAAUGACCCUAUCUUCAAAGACGUGGAAAUAACCUAUAUCCCCAUCUUCCUCAGUGGCCUGAUGAAAGCUUGUGGGAAUACAGCACCAAUCAAUAUCAAAAGUACGUAUUAAUAUUCCACCCUUUCCCCUUCCCAAACCACCCCAUUCAACCUCCCUUCUACACCCUCCUCUUUCUCAGACCCCACAAAAACAUAAACAAAAACACACCAUCUAAGAUAAUGAACAGACAAAGACAAAUGGAUCAACCAAACUCGAAACCGCUGGUCGGAACUCUUCAGCAUCCCCAUGCUCCACGACUCACCCGCCGGGUUUCCACCUAACACUCUUAUGAUCAUGAGGGCGCUGGCUGCGCUUACCGUGUUGAAACCCGGGAAGGAGGGACAGGAGUUACUUGUGAGGGUUCUGGAUGUGCUUUUUUCGGCUUAUUGGGUGGAGGGAAAGGCGACGGCUGAGAAGGAGGUGUUUAGUGCUAUUUUGGGAGGGGUUUUGGGGGAGGAGAUUUGGGGUUUGGGUUUGUACUUUUCGAGGAAAAUGAGGAGAGAAGGGCUUGGUAUCUAGGUACUUUAACUUUUUGGGGGUAUGCUGACCUGUGUGUAGUGUUGAAUAUGCUACCUAAAGAAGGGAAAGAAACCCUGUUGAGGAAUGCUGAUGCGGCGUUUAAGGAUGGGGCGUUUGGAUUGCCUUGGUUUGUGGUUGUUAAUGAGAAGGGCGAGAGGGAUACGUUCUGGGGGGUGGAUCAUCUUGGGUUGGUGGUGAGGCAUUUGGGGUUGGAGAGGCCAGGGAGUGGAGGGUGGAAGGCUUUUGUUGUGAGGUUUUUGGGGGAGGGAGUUUGA